This is a messenger RNA of Dipodomys spectabilis (banner-tailed kangaroo rat), 1077 nucleotides long. RefSeq names its product phospholipid scramblase 1-like. Gene Ontology annotation, biological process: plasma membrane phospholipid scrambling. The coding region runs from base 1 to 834 and encodes 277 amino acids. Gene Ontology annotation, molecular function: phospholipid scramblase activity. The record is from RefSeq and is a predicted model, not a curated record. The transcript has 8 exons. Lineage: Eukaryota; Metazoa; Chordata; Mammalia; Rodentia; Heteromyidae. Gene Ontology annotation, cellular component: plasma membrane.
AUGAAAUUCCACUGCCGGCCUGUAAUUUCCUUAGUGAACAAUGCUUCCAGAACGGGCCCCAGGCCCCCGGGCGGGGCCCGCUGCCCCCACCACCACCACCACCACCACACCGCAGCCACGCGACGCUUCCCGGCUCACGCUGAGAACCUGCAGAGACGGAGCGAAGAAGACCCAGGAGAUGGAUCCACGCGGUCUCGAUGCCCAGCCCCGGAUUACACGCGCUCUGUUGAAAUUUGUUCUGAGAUCAACCAGCUGGAGGUGUGCCGGCGUUUCGACGUGGAUGUCCUGUGUCACCCAGAAAUCCACAAGACCUAUGACAUCCUGAACAGCCAAGGCCACAGGAUGUACUUCGCAGAGGAAAGGAGCAGCUGGCUGCUGCGGUACCUGUGCGGCUCCUCGCGGGCCUUCACCGUGAGCAUCUACGACAACGUGGGCCAGGAGGUGAUCACCGCACACAAAGCGCUCAGAUGCCACAGCUGCUUCCUGCAGAAGCUCACGGUGGAGGCCCCGCCGGGCGAGAGCAUCGGCUAUGUCUGUCAGUGUUUCCAGCCUCUGUGGCCCAAAUUUAAAAUUAAAAACCAGGAUAAAGAAGAGGUCAUGAAAAUCAAAGGGCCGUGCCGUGUCUCCAGCUGCCUGAGAGACAUCCAGUUCAACGUGCUGUCCCCGGAUGAGGAGACGGUCCUGGGGAGCAUUUCCCAGCGCGGUCCUGGUUGUGUGACACGCGGCCACAAAUUCAGAGUCCAGCUGCCCUUCGACCUGGAUGCGAAAAGCAAAGCCACCGUGCUGGCCGCCAGCUUCCUCAUGGAUUAUAUGUAUUUUGAAUUCUGCCCCUAAGAAUGAGUGUCAAAAAGAAAAAAAAAAAAAAAAGAUAUGCCAAAGAUGAGCGGCCUUGAGUUUGGCCAGCCUUCAGCAAAAUGUAAAAACAAAAACAACACACACACAUGCACAACUUUUCCACCCAAACUAUUUAAAUGGAGUCUCAUCUCACUACAAAGACCUCUGUGUGGUUUUUUUUUUCCUGUUUCUUGUAAAUAUACCAAAGCAUGUUUAGUUACUGAAAUAAAGUCCUGAGUUCCA